GGGUAGAGAGAGAGAGGGGGUGUGAGUGGCGGGAGCGAGAGACCGAGGAGCGUGUCCCCUUCCCAGCGUCGCCGCGUUAUAUUUUUUUUUCCGUCGAGCCCCGAGGCCCGGAGGAGACAUGGCGAACGUGUCCGACUGCGUGGUGAUAACCGAUCAAGAAGAGGGAUAUGACUUAGAUAAGUUUUGUAUCCCUAAACAUUAUUCCGAUGAUUUAGAAAGAGUCUAUAUUCCUCAUGGGCUAAUCAUGGACAGGACUGAACGUUUGGCCAGAGAUAUAAUGAAAGCUAUGGGAGAUCACCACAUUGUAGCCCUCUGUGUACUCAAGGGUGGCUAUAAAUUUUUUGCUGAUCUUUUAGACUACAUCAAAGCACUGAAUCGGAACAGUGACCGAUCUAUCCCAAUGACAGUAGACUUCAUCAGACUGAAGAGUUACUGCAAUGAUCAGUCAACCGGUGAUAUAAAAGUAAUCGGUGGAGAUGAUCUUUCUACAUUAACUGGAAAGAAUGUCUUGAUAGUUGAGGACAUUAUUGACACUGGCAAAACUAUGCAAACCCUUCUCAAUAUGUUGAAGGAUUACAAACCCAACAUGGUUAAAGUAGUGAGUUUGCUGGUUAAAAGAACACCACGGAGUGUAGGUUAUCGACCAGAUUUCAUAGGCUUUGAAGUCCCUGAUAAGUUUGUGGUGGGAUAUGCCCUGGAUUAUAAUGAAUACUUUAGAGACUUAAAUCAUAUUUGUGUGAUUAGUGAAGGUGGAAAAAGGAAAUACAAAGCCUAAAGACUACUCCCUGACCAAAGGAGCUACAGAUUGUUUACAAGCUCCUUCAUUUGACAGGAAGUUACUGUCAAUCUCAUCUUGCUGUGUGCUCAUUGCAGUUUAUGAAUUUAGAUUUUAAAGGGUCCAUCAUGAUCGUGCUUAAGACACUUUAUUUUUGUACUGUUAAACAUAAAAAUUGCAUCUAUUCAAUUCUAUCAUUGCAUUUAAUUGUGAAGUUAUUACUCAAAUUCAGUGAACUUUGUUUUGGUAGGAAUCUGAAAAUGAAUACACUUACUAAAGAAGAAUUCUGAAAUAUCAAGUAAUUAUAAUGCUAGAAAAUAUAGGCAAUGCCACUUUGAAUUUAACACUUUUACCAGGUCUAUCUGAACAUGGCACAUCUUGUUAAUUUUCUUUUUUUCUUAAAAUUUUCUUAACAUUUGUGGAACUAUAGCAAAAUUAUCUAAGAAAGAAUAAGAAACAAAUGAAUUUGUCAUCUUUUCCACACAGUCUAGAGAUGCUUAACAUUGAACUAAUAAUUUAUGAUGCAAAUUCUGACGUUUUCAAACUAAAUUAUAUGAGAAAGACUGAGGUGAUUAUGUGGAUUUCUGCAAAUAUGCUGUAACCAUUAACUGGUACGAUAUCUGAAUUGUGGGGAAAAUUGAAAGCCAAUUGCUUUCUAUGGGGCUAGGGUGAAAAAAUAAAAUAUUAGCUCAUUCCUCAGUCCAUUGCCUUGUUUAAGAAUGGCAUUGUCAGUGUUAGGAGUAGUAUACUUACCCAUCUACCUCAGCACGGGUGACUUCAGCUUUGGUAGAGACUAUAGGGUAAAAUCAGGAUGGUGGAGAAAAAUCAAGGAGCUGUCAUGUCAAAGAUAAUUGUAAUCUAUAAGUUGUUACUGUAGGAGAUUUAUUAUCUACUUUUCAAAAGGUGUGUAAUAUCAAAGGGAACAGAUUUGCAGUCCAGUAUGGGAACCCACAAACUCCAUAUUUAAAGUAUCUGAUGGGUGCUUAUUUCAAAAUCAAGUCCAUGAGACAGUCGUAUUUUAAUUAUUGGUAGAACCUCACCCUGCAGAUACCUCAGUAAUCCAGGUCACUCACUAUUCAAAUUGUUUUCACAAAUUUUGCUUUUUUCCCCCUUAUUUGAUAUAGUUGAUGACAAAAAUCUCAAAUUAUCGAAUAAUGGACCAAAUAACCCCCUUGACUACCCUUAAUAACCAGUUUCUAGAUAAUUAUAUAAUUUACCUCCAGAAUGGGAUCUUAUGAUGCAAUUGAUGUGACAUUCUUCACUUAAACUACAAAAAUCCUUGUAUUUUCUGGUCGAAGAAGUAAGUGGGUCCCAUCCAAUGGCCAUUGAUAAUCCCUCCCUUUUUCACCAUAACAAAGAAACUUUUGUUUUACCUUCAUUCAACUUCCAUCUACAAAACCAAUUGCAAAUCAGUGAGGAAAGGUUUCAAUUCCAUUGUAUUCUUGGGAGCUUAGCGCCAUAUGAAUCCAUCGUGAUUCAACAUCUUUUCCCAACACUUCCACAUUAUAUGUGCAUCAAAGUCCAUCCACAUCAUAUGUAAUGAUUAUAAGGCAUUACAAUAUUCACUCUUAUUUUUCUCUUAACACGCUUUCAAUGUAUCACAAGCUGUUAUUUAAAUUAUUUUAGCAAUCAUCAUUGCAGCUUAUAAAACACCACCUGAAAUUUAUUUUAACAUUGUAAUAGAACAGUUCAAAGCAGUGAGAUCUAUGUUCCAUAAAAACAACUGAAUCAAGAUGAUGGUUUUUUAAAUUUUAGUUAUUAAUAUUUGCAUCUGAAUCAAGCUCAGGUUGAUGCCAAUGAAAUCUGCUUUGAAUAUUUCAACUAUUGCAAUUUGUUUUGCACCUUUCAUAAAUGCAAAGUGAGGUCAAAGAGGUACAUGCCUUGAAUGAGGGGAGGGAGAGAGUCUGAGGGACUCUAGGAUCAUGAUCUACAGAAUGGCUGAAAGCCAAUCAAUGGUGGUGUGAUGCGGGGUGAGAUGAGAGAACCUUUGAAACAAGUUGAUCAAAAGAAUAUUGAUAAAUGUUAAAUUCUUUAUAAAGCGUUUCUAUUAUUGCUAUCAGAAUAUUUAUAUUGAUUUUAUGACUUAUUUAUGACAUGGAUAUGGAUAUCAAUUGAUUGUAAUCUAGUUUAUCAAAAGUGAAAUCAAAUACUUUUAUUGUGUUGCUCCUUAGGAUUGCUUUGUAAGCUGUAUUUGUAAUGUAAAUCAAUCUGUGCUUGUGCUGGCUAACAUUUUUAUUUUUCUGUGUAAAAAUGUUUGAGCAAGUAUUGAAAGCUAAUGAUGCUGCUAAAAUGAAAUUUACUUUACUGAAUGAAUGAGUUGAUGAUUUCUUCUGUUUUGGGGAACUGUUAUAUACUGCAUUAUAUAAAUCAGUUUUGUGCUUACAAAAAAUCACAAUCUGUUUUUUCAAAGGAACCAGCAGAGUUAGGCAUAAUUUGUAAAUGCCCUUUCAUUUUAAAAUUGAAACCAUGAGAUCCUCUUUAUUUGAAGUCUGGAUGUUCAAUCUUAUUCAAUUUAAAAUAAUAAUAAUAAUAAUCCUU
Callorhinchus milii (elephant shark) is the source of this 3313-nucleotide messenger RNA. RefSeq names its product hypoxanthine phosphoribosyltransferase 1 (gene hprt1). Gene Ontology annotation, biological process: IMP salvage; guanine salvage; GMP salvage. The coding region runs from base 119 to 775 and encodes 218 amino acids. Lineage: Eukaryota; Metazoa; Chordata; Chondrichthyes; Chimaeriformes; Callorhinchidae. Gene Ontology annotation, molecular function: magnesium ion binding; hypoxanthine phosphoribosyltransferase activity. The transcript has 9 exons. The record is from RefSeq and is a predicted model, not a curated record.